Ipomoea nil (Japanese morning glory) is the source of this 439-nucleotide messenger RNA. RefSeq lists its product as uncharacterized. Lineage: Eukaryota; Viridiplantae; Streptophyta; Magnoliopsida; Solanales; Convolvulaceae. The record is from RefSeq and is a predicted model, not a curated record. The coding region runs from base 38 to 439 and encodes 133 amino acids. The transcript is spliced from 2 exons.
AUUGAGAAGCUAAAAGAGUGAGAAGAAUGAAGCUGCCAUGAAACUUGAGGCUUCUGAGAAGAGGGUUCAAUUGUUGGAGGAAAGAUAUUCUCACUUGGAGAAGUAUUUUGGAGUCAAAGAAGGCAAAAUGGCUGAAAAUCGUUAUGGUGAUUGGAUUGCUGACAAUCGAACCCACCCUGAUUCCACUCCAGAUGCAAUGGGGAGUUGCAGAUCAAAGAUGAAAGGUGCAUCUUCCUUCACAGUGGCUUCAGCUGUGGUGAUUCUCAGUGACAGUGAUGAAGAGAGGCCUGUGGAUGAAGGGGCCUCUCUACCAAACCUCUGUGGUUCACAAGUUUUGGGACAAACAGAGAAAUCAUCUUCCACUCACAAAAGCCAAGAAAAGAAAGAAGAGUGUGUGGUGAAGAUCGAGGAAGAAAAGAAGCUUAAGAAAGAGCCAUGA